AUGAAGUUUCUGUGGGCAUUUAUGAUUAUUGCUGCAUUAAUUGCUCUCAGUCAAGGACAAGGUUACGGUAGAGGAUACGGGAUGUAUGGGGGAAGAGGUAGAGGUGGCUAUGGAAUGUAUGGAAAUUACGGACGAGGAUAUGGUGGAAAUGGCGGUUAUGGGUACGGUAAUCAAAGAGGAUAUGGUGGAUAUGGCGGGUACGGUGGAUAUGGUGGAUACGGUGGACAUCGCCGUGGAAAUGGUGGCUAUGGUGGAUACGGGAGAAAUACGGCGAAGUGA
Microplitis mediator is the source of this 279-nucleotide messenger RNA. Its product is annotated as neuropeptide-like protein 31. The transcript has 3 exons. Bases 1 to 279 code for a protein of 92 amino acids. Lineage: Eukaryota; Metazoa; Arthropoda; Insecta; Hymenoptera; Braconidae. The record is from RefSeq and is a predicted model, not a curated record.